Molecule: messenger RNA, 1420 nt
Organism: Manihot esculenta (cassava)
Lineage: Eukaryota; Viridiplantae; Streptophyta; Magnoliopsida; Malpighiales; Euphorbiaceae
Product: pectinesterase 31
Exons: 6
Coding region: 208-1158 (316 amino acids)
Biological process (GO): cell wall modification
Molecular function (GO): pectinesterase activity
Source: RefSeq, a predicted model, not a curated record
CGGUGCAUGCUAAUGUCAUGAAAUUGAUUUCAAGAGCCAUACUCAAAAAAAACGCAGACAAAACAAACUUCGUUAAAUUCAUUUAUCAGCCUUUUCAUAGUACGCGUUGUUUCUCCGCAAUCGAUCCCAUCGCCAUUUCAAAUACAUACGCUCAUACACUCCCUAGUCCUUGUAUUUCGUGUCUUUUGGAUUCCUUCCCUAGUCAAAAUGGCGGCUAGAGUGCUUACCGUUGCGCAGGACGGCUCCGGUAACUUCUCCACUGUACAGCAAGCAAUAGACGCCGUGCCCCUCGGCAAUACUUGCAGGACGGUUAUACGUGUGGCGCCUGGGGUGUACAGGCAGCCGGUGUAUGUGCCUAAGACUAAGAACUUCAUUACCCUCGUGGGUUUAAUUCCAGAGAAUACUGUUCUCACAUGGAACAAUACCGCAACCAAAAUCGAACACCAUCAGGCUUCUAGGGUGAUUGGGACGGGUACGUUUGGAUGUGGGAGUGUGAUAGUGGAAGGGGAAGAUUUUAUUGCUGAGAACAUCACUUUUGAGAACAAUGCUCCUGAGGGUUCAGGUCAAGCUGUGGCAAUCAGGGUGACGGCUGAUCGGUGCGCCUUCUACAAUUGUAGGUUCCUAGGGUGGCAGGACACCGUGUACCUUCACCAUGGAAAACAGUAUCUCAAAGAUUGCUAUAUUGAAGGAAGUGUGGACUUCAUUUUCGGGAACAGUACUGCUCUCUUGGAGCACUGUCAUAUCCACUGCAAGGCAGCAGGUUUUGUAACUGCACAAAGCAGAAAGACUUCUCAGGAGUCAACUGGUUAUGUCUUCUUGAGAUGUGUGAUCACGGGUAAUGGAGGGACUUCAUAUGCAUAUCUUGGACGUCCAUGGGGACCCUUUGGAAGGGUGGUCUUUGCAUAUACAUACAUGGAUCAAUGUAUCAAAAAUGUGGGCUGGCAUAACUGGGGCAAAGCUGAAAACGAGAGAAGCGCUUGCUUUUAUGAGUACAGGUGCUUUGGACCAGGUUGUUGCCCAUCAAAACGAGUUACAUGGGCCAGGGAACUGGUAGAUGAAGAAGCAGAAGAGUUUAUGAGGCAUGGUUUCAUUGACCCUAAUCCAGAAAGGCAAUGGCUUGCUCAAAAAAUAGGCCAUAAAAUACCACAUUCUGCAUAGAAUUUUACCAGUUAGAGCUUAUAAAUUAUCCAAUGAGCGUGUACAAUCUCAGACACAAGCUUCCAACUGGAGAAUUGAGGUCAUUAGAAUUUCUUUUAAGCAACAAAUAUGGCGUAGUACCACUGUCCCAGCUUAUGUACUAUAAUAACAGUGUCAGGUUCUUCACCCUGGCUUUCUUAUAAAUGUUAUCCUUCGUUGGAAAAAAAAAUGUUAUCCUUCGAGUGAGUGUGAGAGAUUAAAUAAAUUUUUAUUUGCUACUCUA